CGCAAUUUUAUAUAGAUAAAGAAGGGUCUGAAUCUGCAGAUUGUCCGUCUUAUCUUAUCGUGUAUAUGAUUUAACACCAAGAGUAAUUGCUUUUUUCCCUUCCCUUCCCUUCCCUUUCCUUUCUUUUUUUCUGAGUGAUCUAUUUCCCUUUUCUUGGCUUUACCGAAUUAAGUUCGUAUCAUGCAGCCAUGUUAGCCUUUGUCUUCCUUUUAUUUUCCGACAUAUCAUGCUGCGAGCUGUGCUGGAAAUUGCACGGGAUUUAAAUAUGAUAUUGCCCUUCAUUCUGGCUACAGACAUUUGUCAUUUCCAAGGGUUUACUACCUAGCACACUCCUGGGAUUUCAAUUCAUUCCCUCUGACCCACGAUACCCUCUUUCUCAAGCAUAUGCCUUUUCGCUCUUCGUCUUUAGUGAUUAAUCUAAUCACUACUAGGCAGCAUGGCCAUAUUUACGAGUAAUAUGUCACCGGCAUUUAUACUAAAGCUCUUGGCAUGGCCUUUGCUGCCUGUAAGCACUCCCAGACUUCCUAGUGAUGUCUUCGUACUAACAAAUGAUCAGUAUCUUCUUAUCCGUAUUAUCUACAAUGUCUUCUUCCAUCCUCUUAAACACUACCCAGGACCUCGUAUCAUGGCUGCUAGCCGCAUCCCCAUAUUCUGUCUAGUCUUGACGGGUAGAUCCGCCACUUGGUUGACGAGGCUGCACGCAGCAUACGGCCCAGUGGUGCGCGUGGCUCCAAAUGAGCUUAGCUACUCCAGCGCACGCGCCUGGAAAGAUAUUCAUUCUAGUACCUCGGCUCAUCCUGUCGGUCUACCCCGAGAUAUGGCAUUCUUCAAGGCACUUGGGGAUGAAAAGGGUGCCCCUACAAUCCUCUCUGCCGACAACCAGGAUCAUGCCAGAAUGCGGCGUGUAUACGCUCGAGCCUUCUCAAAGCAGGCGCUGGCUGCGCAGGAGCCUAUAAUGCUUCAGUAUGCUAGCAUGCUAAUAAGGAAGCUUUGUGAGGAAUCAAAGCAGACAGCAAAACCUGUUGACAUAAGCAAGUUCCUACAUCUAACACUUUUUGAUAUGAUGACGGAUCUGCAGUUCGGGGAAUCAUUUCGCCUGCUAGAUGACCCAACCUACCAGGCCUUUGCUCGCGCCUCACUCGUCAUAAUACCCGGUGCUACUAUACUUUCCGCUUUGGUGGACUUUCCCUUGGUCAGAAUCACCCUUCAACCAAUCGUCCGCAGGCUGCUCAAAAUACGACACAAUUACUUUACAGUCACAAAUGAGAGACUGGACAAACGACUCGCCUCAAAGGCAUAUCGCCCUGACCUGGUUCAGUUUCUUACGGAGGCACGAGCAGAUAGCCUAUCCACCGCCGAGCUACGUGCCAACGCACCACUCAUCAGCCUUGCAGGCUCUGAGACAACCACAGUGGCCAUCAACGGAAUGAUAGCCCAUCUGCUUCUUACCCCUCACAUUCUCACGCAGCUGCAGCAGGAAGUUCGGACAAAAUUCCGUAGCAGUUCCGACAUCACCAUGAAAGCCAUGGCAGGAAUGCCAGUUCUGGAGGCCUGCAUCAAGGAAGCUCUUCGGGUGUAUCCCGCAAUUCCCAUUAUGCCUGCUCGCGUAGUGCCGUCCUCUGGGGCCAAUAUCGCCGGACAAUGGGUCGCGGGUGGAACUCGCGUUUACAUCACUUCCCUCGCGGCUUUCCACUCGGCUGAUAACUUUCAUAACCCCGAGGCCUUUGCGCCUGAACGUUGGUAUAAGACGACGGAGAGCGAGGCUGCAUUCAAGGAUGAUGAAGAUGCCUAUAAACCCUUUUCUAUCGGACCGUAUAAUUGUGUCGGUCAACAUAUGGCACCCUAUCUCAUGUCUCUGAUGAUUUGCCACUUGGCUCUGCACUUUGACUUUGAAGUAUCUACAGACCCAAGGACGUGGCUUUCGACGCAAAGAUCAUGGAUCGUCUGUUAUAACCCAGCUCUGACCGUGAAGCUGACGCCAACCAAGGCAGUUGAUUGCCUAACGCUAGGGGAGGGUAUCCGGUAGCCAACAAUGGUAUUUUCAAACCUGCUAGGGUAGCUUUCUAGGGCCAUGCGUCUCGGCCCGCUGUUUUGGAUACUCCCCACAAUGAAUCCAGCUUUAUGGUUGUGGGACUCAUUUGACAUAUUGAUGAGAGAAACGCGAAAAACACAGCUGUUCAAUUUGACAGUACCAUUUUCGACUGGAGAAUGGGGUAGCUAUUUAUGACAAAAAUAUUAAAAAGGGUACUAGAAAAGAAAUCCUCCAUCGGCAGACUAUAACCACUGUCCUCCACACCCUGCUG
This is a messenger RNA of Aspergillus ibericus CBS 121593, 2303 nucleotides long. Its product is annotated as cytochrome P450. The record is from RefSeq and is a predicted model, not a curated record. Lineage: Eukaryota; Fungi; Ascomycota; Eurotiomycetes; Eurotiales; Aspergillaceae. Gene Ontology annotation, molecular function: iron ion binding; monooxygenase activity; oxidoreductase activity, acting on paired donors, with incorporation or reduction of molecular oxygen. The transcript is spliced from 2 exons. The coding region runs from base 437 to 2026 and encodes 529 amino acids.